This is a messenger RNA of Tachysurus fulvidraco (yellow catfish), 5126 nucleotides long. RefSeq lists its product as uncharacterized. The transcript is spliced from 30 exons. Lineage: Eukaryota; Metazoa; Chordata; Actinopteri; Siluriformes; Bagridae. The coding region runs from base 140 to 5041 and encodes 1633 amino acids. Gene Ontology annotation, cellular component: condensed nuclear chromosome. Gene Ontology annotation, biological process: resolution of meiotic recombination intermediates. Gene Ontology annotation, molecular function: single-stranded DNA binding; ATP hydrolysis activity. The record is from RefSeq and is a predicted model, not a curated record.
GGACGUAACCAUGUUGGCGCGUGCCUGAUAUUUUCCCGCGCGAUCGUCCUGAGGGCUUAAAAACACUGAGACUUAGAUGAAACCGAUGGAUUAAUUAAUUUAUGUGGAAGGUUUAAUAGAAGGGUGUUCAGAGUGAACCAUGUUCCUAGUAGUGAAAUACAGAGCUAUUGACUACAACUAUGAGGUUUCAGUGAGGCACAAGAUGAUGAGGAGUUCGCUGAUGCUGCCGCUUCCUGUCCAACUGGAUAAUAACACAAAAACACAGGAUUCAUACAGGAGGUUGUGGCAUGGAAGGUUUGGCACUCUGUAUGACCUGGAAUACACAGGCUCUGUGGUAGAUUAUCUGAAGGCAGAGUUGCGUCCAGUGGAAUGUUUGGAAAGGUUUACUGUGUGCACGGGUGAGUUGGGGGCCAACAUGGUACCGAGCUCUAACCCUGCGUCUCAGACGAGCGUGGGCUCACAGGAAGCUCUCUGUCUGCUGAACGGAGGAGAGAAAACAGCUGGUCAGGAUGAAUGGACAGAGACCUUUACCGAGGUUGAUGUACACUCCAUCUACUUCAGUGAGCAAGAUCUGUUUCUUCCUGAAGAUGUGUUAAUCAAUGAGAAUUGGCUGAAGAGUCAUCUCCCUUCUCUCACCACCUUAAUGAAGAGGUUAAAACCUUAUCCUGUGUCAGAUCUACCGGAUCUCCAUCAAACUGGAUCUAUGCUCAUAGAGGAGUUCUCACCGUACUCUGCUGUGCCACAUGCUGCAGUGGAUAGCUGCUCCAAUCCUCAGUGGGAUAUUGAAGAAUUCAUUAAAGAGAUUAUUCUGGAUGCAGAAGAUCUGAAGCUGCCAGAUUUUAUUGAAACUGAUGUGCCCCAGAAGCCAGAGCUCCUCCCUUGUCAUCUAAGUAAACUGCAGGACACUCUGAACCUGAGUCCAGAACCAGAUAAAGAGGACAGAUCUGUAUUAGACACCCUCAGGAGAGGCAUGGAAACAUCAUCAGAGUGGGAGACUUUCAGUACUCCUGUGAUUGACCUCACUGUCUCCUCUGCUGAAAGGACGUUAUCUCCAUUUCCUUUCAGGUCCUAUGUGGAACUGGAGAUGGACCUGAUUCUGUCGCCUCCUUCUCCUCCUCCUCCUCCUCCUGACUGGAAGGUCAGAGCUGAACUGUGUCUGUCCACCAUUCAGAUCUCAGCUGAGACCCAGUCACCCAUCAACAGAGUGCGUUUGCUCUCAGACAAUGAGCGUGAGGUCAUGGAGAAAGACAUGUGGGUGGCAGAGAAACAUCCUCAGUGUGUAUCUAGACUUCUGCUAGCAGAGCCGGGCAGACCUGCACCUCCAGUGAGAUGUCACUCUCUCUCUGAGCUGCUUUCCUCUCUACAGACUGAGACAGAAUAUGAUGACACAGACAGGUCUUCCUCCACUUUACUCUUGCCACUGAAGACCUCUGAUCCCGUUCUCCAACAGGCACUGACUCUAGAGACACACACAGCUAUGAACAUACCGAACACACAGCCAGAGGUGGACAUGACAGAGCAGUUCACACCUCUCACUCUCUCUCACAUCGAUGACUUGCUGGGUGACUCUGAAAAUGUGGUGCACUCAGCUUCGGCCAUUGUGGAGAGCAGAGCUACAGAGACAGAAGUUCCUUCUGUGGUAUGCAGGAGCAAAACUGCCAUUCUACAGGAGUAUGACUCUCAGAAAACAAGCACUGAUAAAGACUGUGCUCUGUCAAAGUCUAGUCCAGUUGCCUGCCAUCCACUGACCAGGAAAUCUAGUGAUCUGUCUGACAACACAGUCAAACACUCGAGUCUGCUGAAGUCUGGAUCAAAGUCAGCUCCCUAUAAUUAUUCGAUAAAAACCGCUCAUGCUAAUAAAAAUGACCCGAGAGUCUCUAAGAAACCAGAGAACUCACAGAGGUCAGGUUCUGUCAGUGAUUCAGUGAGUGGUACAGAUACAAACACAAGUCUGCUGAAGUCAUCGUCACAUACAGCCACCCACAGGCUACUGACAAAGGACAACCAAAAGGAGCUGAUUAGAAUUGAUAAUAGUCCAAGUAGUACAAAUUGCGUACAUACGUUCUCUGAGAAUGCAACAUUUCAGAAUCAAAAUCUUAUGCUGCAGUAUACAUACACAGCUGCUCAUAAUUAUUCAACGGAAAACACCAAAACAAACACCAGUGUUAAUACGAGUAAUCCAAAUAAGAUCUCUUCUGAGACUACCACUAUAGACAGAGAUACGAAUCUGUGUCGGUCACCAAGGGAAUAUUCUACAAGUGCUCAGAUAGAACAGCUAUUAGAGAUCCACAACAACACAAAUCAUCAUAAUCUCUCAAUUGACAAAACCUUAAACAGAGCAGGUUCCUUACCAACCCCUGGAGAUGCACAUGAAUAUUCAAACAAAGCCACAGAUUCAGAGCAACUGCUUUCACCUAACCUGUGUCAAAAAUAUUUGUUUUCUGAGAACAUGACUGAAAAGGAACACUCUAGAUUACAGCAGGCAAUGAUGGCUUACAGUUAUUCAGCCACUCACACUCAGCCUGGUCCUGGUAAUCCUACAAGUCCUCCUAGUAAUAUUCCUAAGAAUCCAGCCAAAAGCUUUGUUUUGCUGAAUUCUUUAUCAACCCCACUCAGUCACAGAGGGACAGUGUCACACACUACAAAUGGUUCAGACAAACGGUUUACUGUGCCCCAGAAUUCAGGAGUGACCCCAACGCCAUCCAGACCUUCAGCAUCAAGGAGCAGCGAUGGAGAGAAAAAGAUGAGGUCAUCUGUCUGGCGACCUCAGGAGUGCUUGGACCCUGUGACUUCCUUUAUGAUGUUGAGAGGUGUCCUGAAGCUUACAGUGGAACAAAAACCUGAAGAAACACCACUGUGCAGCACAGGGACAGAACUUUCUCAAAAGUCUACACUGAAGUUCACAGAUGGUUCAAAUAGGACAGUGCUAGAGCAGGUCCCAGAGAUGAAGAUGAACACCAGCCCUCCUGUUCUGAAAAGACCCUUCUGUACAACUGUAAAUGUGCCACCUACAGACACAGAGAGAGCUGCGUACAGGGAGCUGCAUUCACUGGCCCGCCCAGUCCUUUGCAGGAUAAUCGAGUCGGGCGCUCUGAGAAAUACAGACUUCAGCAGCCUGACUCCUGAACACACACAAUUCUGUUUCAAACAGCAGGAGAAGCUGCUCAGUACAGGACAGGGCAGGGAAUGUGUGUAUAAUGACAUAGACCUGCUUCAUACAUUGGUCACAUUAAAGGACCUGCUGCUCAGGUGUGACCUCGACACUGCAACAGGUCAUCUGGAGAAGGCACAUGCCACCUGUACAAUGGCUGGUCUUAGAGAGCUGCUGAGGAAGUUUCAGGUGCUGCAAUAUCUAAGCAGGAAGUGGGUGGAGCCUCAGCUCAGAGUGCAGCACCUGCAGGAACAGAUCCGCACAUGGCUGCAAAGAACAUCCUUUCAGAAAAUUCUGAUUGUGGUGGCAGUGGAGAAUGUAAGGGAGGAGUUAGUGAUGGCUCUUAAUCAGAUUCCAGGAAAUUCGGUAGCUGCACUUACACUAGAACAGGACAGCAGUGUGGACAUCAAGACUGUUACAGACAGUAGGUGUGCCAUAGUGUGUGUGCAGCAGUUGCAGUGUGGGUUUCCAUGGUGGAAAUUCAGUGCAGUGUUUGAGUUUCAGUGUUUAGGUGACUCAGCGGUCAGGAGCCUCUGUAUAAAGAACAAGAUCCACUACACCUGCUUCACUACUGCUGCGCUGUGUACAGACACGUCAGCAGUGUUCUGCUCUCCUCUGGACCGUGUUCCUUUUGUGCUGUUUAUCACAGAGGGUUUACUGAAGCACUGUGACCUGCUGCAGCUGCUCGAGUCAACGUAUAAUAUGACUCUGCUGGAGAGGAUCCAUGCUCCAUCUCUGCAGCAGCUGGGACCAAAAAGUCUGUAUGACAUCAUCACUGUUGAUGAGAACACAGCCAUUCUGCUGCAGGAAUUGGUUGAGCUGGAGCAGGAGCGAGCCGCUGAGCGUGUUGUUCUGAGACUCUCUGCUCUCUCGCUGCAGUUCAGCCGCUGCUGGGUCAUACUGUGCUGCUCCAGGCACUACAGCACUAUUGUGUGUGGUGAAGUGUUCAGUAACCUGUCGUUAAUUUACUCAGCAUUAGUGCUGUUUGGACAGAAAACUGACCACCUGGAUGUUAAGGUGUUGCUGGCGUAUGAUACAGCAGAAACAGCGCGUUGUGUGCAACAAGUCUGCUUCCACACUCUGCUGAACUCACAGAGAGAUGUGUGUAGCUGGCUAGACCGAGAAUGGUUCAGUGUUCUGCCUACUGAGGAGGAGCAACGUUUGCUGUAUUUCCCGUGUGUGAACUGUGUUGUAGCUCAGCUGCUGCUGAGUCGAGGUCUGUCUCUACAGUGGCUGCUGGAAGCUUCUCACACUCAGCUAAAGGAGAUGUUUCCAGAGAUCACACCUUCUGUUUUUAAGUUCUUCCGUGACAAUACAGCUGAACACAGCCUCAAUGCUGCUGCCAGACAGUGUGAGGGUGAAGUCACACAUAUCCACCACUUGGGUCUGGAUAAGGAUGAGCCUCUGUCACCCACAGACACUGACCCAUUCCUCACACACACUUCAAUAGGAUCACACAGCCCAGGGUGCGACCAGGAGCCUGGCACUGGGUGUAGUGGCUGGGUCGGGCCCGAGUCACAGUGUCUGUAUCAGAAUUUGUCUGAAGAACAGCCACAGUUUAAGAGCUUUGCAGUACCAGGAGAUUUCUGUGGAGGAGAAGCAGAUGAGGAGUGGACUCUGGAAGCAUCACCUCUGAUCUCCAGUCUCUCUUUCCCACACUCACACACCAUUUCCUGCUCACCAGUCAACUACAAUUCCCCUCCUCCCCCAUCUCAUCCCCUCACACCUCACCUGUCCCAUCACGACUACACGCCUGAGCGAUACAGAGAGAGGAAACGACCAGUAGGGGGCGCUGUACACACAGUCUUUCCCCAGAGUAAAAGAGGGCGGCUUCUGUUUGAGAGAGUCCCAGGAAGGAAUGAUGGACAGACAAGACUCAGGUUUUUCUAAAAAUAUGCUGUCAUGGUCUCACUAACAUGGUCCAUUGUACAUUUCCUCAUAUGCUCAAAGACAAUAAACUUUGUUCUUUAUGUUA